AUGGAGUUUAAUUUCGAGAAAUCGCUUCAAAUAUUUCUAACGCCCAUGAAAAUUACACGCACCCAUCCGAAAAUGGACAAAAACUUCAAAUGGUUCAUUCAAUACUGUAUCUGUCAUUUACCGUUCAUACUUCAUUAUAUUAUUAUAACCUACAAUUCAUAUUUGAACGCGAAGAACAACAAUUUCUCUGCAGCAUGCAAAAAUGGCAUCAUAAGCUUGACUUUUCUUGGUAUAUGGUUGAACAAUAUCAUCAUGCUGUGGCAUAGGGACGCAAUGAACAAACUCUUGGACUUGAUGGAGAACGAUUACAAAAUGGCAGCUAAACUGUCAAAAGAAGAACAAGAAAUCUUCAGGAGAUAUGACCAAAAGAAGACCCUCGUUUGCAAAGUCUGGUUGGUCGUGUACACAAUGUCUUUUCUUCUAUUCUGUGUCAAAGCUAUUGUAAUGAUGAUUUAUUAUCUCCUAAUCGGAGAGCCGAAACUGGUGCAUUUGUAUGACCUGGUCUACCCAGAUGCAAUAGAUAGAAGGAAGGGAGAAUUCUUCGUGUUUAUACUCAUAACGUUCUUCACAUUUUCUUACGGCAUUUAUGCUGGGCUGGUAUACGUGAGCUUUCUCCCUUGUGGGCCUGUGCUCAUGCUGCACGCGUGUGGACAUUUGGAGAUGGCUAAGAAACGAACGGAAUCGCUCUUUGUUGGAAACCAAGAAGACAUUAAUGAAAAGUUGAAAGAAAUUGUGUUAAUUCUUCAGUAUACUUACCAAUUCGUUGGCAUAGUGAACGAUUGUUUCAAAGUAUUUUACGAAGCUACAUUAAAACUAUCCGCCGUUUCACUACCAGUCACAUUUUACGCAUUACUUGAGGGUCUCCAACGUGGAUUCCUAAGUUUGGAAUUUUCCUCUUUUAUCCUAAGUGGGAUGGCUCUCAGCAGUGCCCCGUGCUACUUCAGCGAUAUGUUGUUGGCUAAGGGAGAAGAAGUGCGACUAGCGCUGUACUCCUGCGGGUGGGAAUGUGAGCACAACCGGCGCGUGCGCAUCACUAUACUGCUGCUACUCACGCGCUGCUCCCGACCGAUAGCUGUGCAGACUAUGUUCACUACUCUCUGUCUUGAUAGGCUGUCAGAUAUGUUUCACCAAGCUUACACAAUAUUUAAUCUCAUGAACGCAGUGUGGACUUAA
Molecule: messenger RNA, 1173 nt
Organism: Spodoptera littoralis (African cotton leafworm)
Lineage: Eukaryota; Metazoa; Arthropoda; Insecta; Lepidoptera; Noctuidae
Source: the annotation of a GenBank genome assembly